Prorocentrum cordatum is the source of this 1118-nucleotide messenger RNA. Lineage: Eukaryota; Dinophyceae; Prorocentrales; Prorocentraceae. The record is from the annotation of a GenBank genome assembly.
CCCCUCGCCUGCGAUCGCGCGCCUUCCCGACAUGAUGGGGCAGAGCUGCGGCACCCGCAAGGGAGCGACAGAGCCCGCGGAGGCCCCCGGCGGCGAGGAGCCGGCCGCCGCGCCCGCGGGCGCGCUCGCUGGCGCUUCGGCCGCCCUGGAGGCGCUGGACCUCGACGACGGCAGCGGCGCAAAGUGCGCCUACGUCUCGUCCAGGCCGCUGGAGCCAGUGCGGCAGGGCAUCGUCGCGUCGGCGUUCCCCCAGUGCGCGGCUCCCUCCCAGGUCUUCGCUGUCAUCGGCAGCACCCCCAGCGGCGACACCAAGGAAUUCAUAGCUGUCGUCGACGGCCAGGGGGCUCCGUCGCUCGUCAUGGGGUGCUGCCAGAUAACGUACGAGGACCUCACGCCCUCCGAGUGCGUGGAGUACCGGUUCGAGGAGGACCCCUCCUGGACAAUGGCCCAGCUAUCUCUGGACGCUCUCGAGCACUAUAGGACGAUGAAGUUCGACGCCUGGAAGCAGAUGCUUCUCAAACCGACGUGCGAGGCCCAGUUCAGGCGGAUGCUGCAGCUCGGCGUCAUCACCCGCCUGUUCGACCCCGUGGUCUUCCCGACGCCCGAGGCGCAGAAGGAGAAGUACAAGGUCGUGGACGAGAAGACUGGCAAGCCCAUCGAGCUGCCGCAUCCGGUGAGCGAGCUCCGCGUCUGGUCGGCAUCGGACGGCAAGUACAAGGAGAUCGACGCGCACCUCGCCGGGGCCCCUGCCGAGGGCGAGGCGGCGGCAUGGUGGAAGGGCCUCCUCGAGCAGCUCCGCGCCGAGCACGGCGACGAGUACAUCUCCUCGCUCGCGCCGGGCGCCUGAGGCGCAGGGCGGGUCCGGAUCUCCGGCGGCGUGUUGUUGCAGCGCUGGCAGUUUCUAGGAGGUAGUUGUCGACCUCUGGGGUCCGUCGUCUAGCCCAGGGGCCGUCAGAAACGGGUCCGGAGGGCGGACAGAGCGCAGCCCAAGCUGGGCGCUGCCGCGCUGCACCACCACGAUGCCGCCGCGUGGCCUGGGCGGUCCGCGUGGCCUGGGCGGUCUCAGUAACCCUGGAGUGCGGAGCGCCCCAGGGGCGCCGCCACAGACGGUGUCAGCA